Molecule: messenger RNA, 7777 nt
Organism: Acanthopagrus latus (yellowfin seabream)
Lineage: Eukaryota; Metazoa; Chordata; Actinopteri; Spariformes; Sparidae
Product: probable phospholipid-transporting ATPase IH
Exons: 30
Coding region: 661-4272 (1203 amino acids)
Biological process (GO): phospholipid translocation
Cellular component (GO): recycling endosome; trans-Golgi network; endoplasmic reticulum
Molecular function (GO): ATP hydrolysis activity; ATPase-coupled intramembrane lipid carrier activity; magnesium ion binding
Source: RefSeq, a predicted model, not a curated record
CUCCUGCUGUAGUUUAUCACAUAUUUCAUGACACUGGCAAACAGUUCAUAUUGUUUUGCCUCCUGUAGUUUUGCUCUGUGGUGAGCUCUGACAGCUGUCCUGUUUUCUCUACAUGUGGACUGAAGCAGUUCUCAGUGCAGCUUUUCCACAUAUUCUCCCUCGGAGGUGAGAAAAGCUCAGCGCGCAUGCGCAGCGUAGUCAUCUGACGGGCUGAGCGCUGUGGACGCUUCGCGUUACCGCUACAUCUCGGGCCACCACAGAGCGGGACACAGACAGACUACCUCCAUGAGGGACCGUCUCCUGCGAGAAUAAAACCCUUCUGCAGACGAGGACUAGCCGAGGAGACGACCCCAUCUACCCGGAGGCUGUGAGUUUCGCAUGCCGGGAGCCGUCUCCUGAGAUGUAGCCCGCAGCAGCAGCGUCCGCGGGGCUCGUUGUAUCGCUCGGUCGCUGCAUGGCUCUACCAGGGGAUGCCAUGACAAUCAGAGCAGCCGACUGAGAGACCGCUGCUCCUCGCUAUCACAGACUCGGCGGCGGCGGCGGUGGUGGUGAGCGAUGGAUACCGGUGGAAAGAUCCACUGUAGGUAGCGUUCACGAAGAUCCACGGAGAGCUGAACGUCUCUGUUGCACGGUGUAGUCGCCGCCGGAGCUGUUUGAAGGAUGGAUUUCAGCCUGCUCCGGAGCAUCAUCAGCAGAUACUGUGUGGGGGAGGAGAUCUGGGUGGACAGUCGGACGGUGUACAUCGGGCAUAAAGAACCCCCUCCGGGAGCCGAGGCCUACAUCCCUCAGCGUUACCCCGACAACCGCAUCGUCUCUUCCAAGUACACCUUCUGGAACUUCAUCCCCAAGAAUUUGUUUGAGCAGUUCAGAAGAAUCGCUAAUUUCUACUUCUUGGUCAUAUUUCUGGUCCAGCUUAUCAUCGACACCCCCACCAGCCCGGUCACCAGCGGCCUGCCCCUCUUCUUUGUUAUCACUGUCACUGCCAUAAAACAGGGCUACGAGGACUGGCUCAGACAUAAGGCUGACUGCUCUAUAAAUGAGUGUCCGGUGGACGUGGUGCAGCGGGGGAAGGUGGUGAGGACGCAGAGUCACAAGCUACGGGUUGGGGACAUUGUUGUGGUGAGGGAGGACGAGACCUUCCCAUGUGACCUCAUCCUGCUCUCCUCCAGCCGCCAUGAUGGGACCUGCUACGUCACCACCACCAGCCUGGACGGGGAGUCCAGUCACAAGACCUAUUAUGCUGUACCAGAUACCAUGGCAUUUAGAACGGAGCAGGAGGUGGAUUCGCUACAUGCCACUAUUGAAUGUGAACAACCGCAGCCCGACCUCUACAAAUUUGUUGGACGCAUCAAUAUUUACAAGGACAAAGAAGAGCCUGUGGCUAGACCACUUGGGGCUGAGAACUUGCUCCUUAGAGGAGCCACACUGAAGAACACACAUCAUAUUUAUGCUGUUGCAGUCUACACUGGAAUGGAGACCAAGAUGGCGCUAAAUUACCAGUCUAAAUCUCAGAAACGCUCUGCUGUAGAGAAGUCGAUGAAUGCCUUCCUGAUCGUGUAUCUGUGCAUCCUUAUCAGCAAAGCGGUGAUCAACACUGUUCUGAAAUAUGCUUGGCAGUGGUCUCCUGACCGAGACGAGCCCUGGUACAACCACAGGACUGAGAAUGAGCGCCAACGCCACGUGGUGAUCCGAGCAUUCACAGACUUCCUGGCCUUCAUGGUCUUAUUCAAUUACAUCAUCCCAGUCUCUAUGUACGUGACGGUGGAGAUGCAGAAAUUCCUUGGCUCCUAUUUCAUCACCUGGGACGAGGACAUGUUCGACGAAGAGCUCGGAGAGGGCGCUCAGGUCAACACCUCCGACCUGAAUGAAGAGCUGGGACAGGUGGAGUAUGUGUUUACUGAUAAGACGGGCACUCUGACUGAGAAUAACAUGGAGUUUAUUGAAUGCUGUGUCGAUGGGAACGUCUACAUCCCGCAUGCCAUCUGCAACGGCCAAAUCCUCAGCGCUGCCUCCAGUAUAGACAUGAUUGAUUCCUCACCUGGAGGAUACAGGAGAGAACACGAGGAUCUGUUUUUCCGGGCACUGUGUCUGUGCCACACGGUGCAGGUGAAGGAGGAGGAAACAGUGGAUGGUAUCAAGAGGGGCAUCCACCAGGGCCGGCCCACCUCCUUCUACAUCUCCUCCUCACCGGAUGAGGUGGCUUUGGUGGAGGGAAUGAAAAGGCUGGGUUACACCUACCUGAGACUGAAAGACAACUACAUGGAGAUCCUCAACAAGGACGACGAGAUUGAAAGGUUUGAGCUGCUCCACGUUCUCAACUUUGACUCUGUCAGGAGGAGAAUGAGUGUCAUAGUGAAGUCGAGCUCAGGAGAAUACCUGCUGUUUUGUAAGGGAGCAGACUCAUCCAUAUUUCCUCGGGUGGUGUCUGGGAAGGUGGAGCAGGUGAAAGCACGGGUUGAGCAGAAUGCUGUGGAGGGGCUGCGGACUCUGUGCGUCGCCUACAAAAGGCUGUCGCAGUCUGAGUACGAGGAGGCGUGUCAUCACCUGACCGCAGCCAAACUGGCCCUGCAGGACAGGGAGCAGAGACUGGCACAGGCCUAUGACAUCAUCGAGAGGGACUUUGUGCUUUUGGGCGCUACGGCAGUGGAGGACAGGCUCCAGGAGAAAGCCGCAGACACCAUUGAGUCGCUGCACAAGGCGGGGAUGAAGGUUUGGGUCCUGACAGGGGACAAGAUGGAGACAGCGGCGGCUACCUGCUACGCCAGCAAGCUGUUCCGUCGCAGCACCCAGAUCCUGGAGCUGACCAAGAAACGCACAGAGGAGCAGAGUCUGCAUGAUGUGCUGUUUGAACUAAACAGGACUGUUCUCAGACAACGCUCGAUUUCUGGGUUGUCAGUCGACUGCCUCGAUUUCGGUCUGAUCAUCGACGGGGCCACUCUGUCUAAAGUACUGAAGCCCAACCAGGAGGGAGCCGGGCCCGGCAACUACAGAGAAAUUUUUCUAGAGAUCUGUCGCAACUGUAGCGCUGUGCUCUGCUGUCGCAUGGCACCGCUGCAGAAAGCACAGAUUGUGAAACUAAUUAAAGCUUCCAAGGAGCACCCCAUAACCCUCGCCAUCGGCGAUGGAGCCAAUGAUGUCAGCAUGAUCUUGGAAGCACAUGUUGGCAUUGGCAUCAUGGGUAAAGAAGGCCGACAGGCAGCAAGAAACAGUGACUAUGCCAUCCCCAAGUUCAAACACCUGAAGAAGAUGCUGCUCGUUCACGGGCACUACUAUUACAUCCGAAUUGCUGAACUCGUUCAGUACUUCUUCUAUAAGAAUGUAUGCUUCAUCUUCCCUCAGUUCCUGUAUCAGUUCUUCUGUGGGUUUUCCCAGCAGCCUCUGUACGACACCGCCUACUUGACGUUGUACAACAUCAGCUUCACCUCACUUCCCAUCCUCCUCUACAGCCUGGUGGAGCAGCACGUCACCAUGGAGACGCUCAAGAGGGACCCCUCCUUGUACAGGGACAUAGCAAAGAACUCCCUCCUCCGCUGGCCUGUCUUCCUUUAUUGGACAUGCCUGGGUGUGUUUGACGCUGUUAUCUUCUUCUUUGGUGCCUACUUCCUGUUUGACAACACCACCUUCACCAGCAAUGGCCAGCUUAUGACCACCAACACACAGAUGAUGUUUGGGAACUGGACCUUUGGGACUCUCGUCUUUACUGUGCUGGUGUUCACCGUUACGCUCAAGCUUGCCUUGGACACACACCACUGGACCUGGAUCAAUCACUUUGUCAUCUGGGGGUCGUUGCUUUUCUACGUUAUUUUCUCUCUUCUCUGGGGAGGCAUCAUUUGGCCCUUCCUGAACUACCAGAGGAUGUACUACGUGUUCAUGCAGAUGCUGUCCAGCGGUCCGGCCUGGCUCAGCAUCAUCCUGCUCAUUACGGUCAGCUUGCUGCCAGAUGUCAUUAAGAAGGUCCUCUGCAGGACCAUGUGUCCCACAGCCACCGAACGUGCACAGGAUCAUGAAAAGCUGUCGCAGGGUGGCGUGGCCGAGUCGACUCCACUGUCCCCUCCUCGAUCCUACAAAGGCACGAGCACCAACUCCUCUCACCUCCACCUCGGCACCGUGGAGAUGCUGUCGCUCCGCCGGUCUGAUCCCCUUCCCCAGAAACUACUGGCCCACUUGGCGGAAGGGGGCGGGGCAGAUUUGUGCUCUCUCAGCCCCUACAGGCUGAGACUCUCGGGGGCUGGAUUUGCCUACUGCGCUCCAGGGCCGGAGACCUCCGUGUGAACACAAGCGCGGACUCUGACACUACGUGUGCAUGAAUCUGGUGGGCCGAAACUGAAAGUACAUCUCACGAUGUGCAACCAAGAUCUCAAGGGUCGAGGAUUUCUAGAGCAAAACACAAACCAACAUGUUCACACGCAUCAACCUCUUUGCUGAGUUCACCAUGUGCAUUUUCUGGGCUACACCUGAGUGGAUGACCCUUUAGAAAUUGUAGCCCUGACGCAUCAUCUUCAUACUUUUUGUUUCCGUGUAGUUCCUGUCUUAGUCUCAUCAAAGUUCCCACCCAGCUUUCACUUGAACAAGUCUAAGAAAGAAAGGGGAACCACGUGCGGACGUGCAUCAUUUCAUGCACUAAUGAAUUGUCCUGUUUCAACAUGUUGGACAUUUUUGUAUUCCUCGUCCUCAUUUCCGGUCUCACGUUCUUGCCUGUUCCUCCAUUUUCACGUCCUUUUUGCUCCUUUGUAACCAUUUGUCGGAAACAUUUAUGUACAGUAUGUGGUCUGGCCAAGUAAGGGGCAAGCUCAGCCCUUUAGAUGUGCGUGCGCGUGCGUGUGCAUGUGCGCGAGUGUAUGCAUGAAUUUGCCUGUUACUGUAUGUUUGUAUGUGACACACCUUUGCCUUACAGGUAACCACACAGCAGCAGGCUAGGAGCCAAAGGAGAAGGGUGUAAAAGAAACAAACAAAAAAAAAAAUUAAGAAGAAGCAGAAGUGGUGUUUUACAAAGCCUUACACUCACACACACCCAUCAGCUGAGGGAGCGAAAAGGGGAAAAUCGGAAGAGGGAUGUGCAGUAUUCUAGCCACCCUGCCUUAAUUCAUAGAUACUCAUUUUUAGUGGAUUAUAUUUCUAGGUCAGUUUCAAAAUGUACGUGAGUGGACAGGGAGCUUCAGAGGGCAUACAUGUCUGGUACAGUGUGUCUCUUCUUUCACUCUCACAAUCAUGUUUGGUGUCCUUAUCUGCCGUUGUAGCAUGUGGGAUCUCUGCUGCAUGCUGAUCUGUCCUUCUUCUCUCGGGUCUUCCUUAUACCUCUUCAACACAGACAUCAUUCAUUACGAAACAUAUCAUGACACCUUGGCUGAAUUCAAAUGCCCAGGCUUCACUUGUGCAGACUUGCAGACUUUGGGGGGCUCGUUCAUCGUUUGUCUGCGAGUGCUGAGGGCUCUCCAAACCCACAGUUCAUCCAGUCCACAAGGGUUGUCAAACAGUCUCAGAGAGUCAGAUUGGGCUCCAGACCUAACUGGACUUAUUGGUUUAGUACCCACAAUUCAUUGCAAUAUGGGCAUGAAAUAGUUUUUUCCAAUUUCUGAGCAAAAAAUAAAUAAAUAAACGUAUUAUGAGUGUAAAACAAUUAAUCAAACAGUAACUUGACAACAGACAGGAAGAUACUCUAUUAAUCAGGUCAUUCGGUAAUGAUUAGUUUCUAAAUAUCUGACAUACCGACUACUUUCUUAAUGAGUUGUUCCUCACACUGACUAAGCAGCUGAGUAGCACGAACUAGUAACGACUCAUUAUUUACUAAUUAAUUAAUCAUUAGUUACUCUUUAUGUCAUCCUUCAAGUCAAGUGAAACACAAUACUGAUUAUUAUCCAAGUAGGCUCAAUAAAUACUAAUUACUUAACCAUAAGUUGCUUUAUUUGUGAUCUUCUGGAGUGAAACAUAACACUGAAAUGCAUUUUAGAGUUGGAGUGUUUAUGCCUGUCUACCAGCAUCUUAAACAGACCUGCAGUCUCACAACCUUGCAGGCUGGACGUCACGGUGCGUUCAGCCGAAGUCUCCUCAGUCCUCAAGUCCAGAAUGUGGACAUUUGGAUUCAGCCCUUUCUUUCUCAUGACAAUGAGCCCACUGUGCCCACACCUGCCUCCAUGUGGCCGCGUCGGGCAACAGCAGCGCCCCGACACCGAUGGAGUCUUUAUUUAUGGAUGUCCUAAAUGACUUGUUGCAUUGUGCUUGUGUGUUUGCUGCCAUGCUCCGUGUUAUGCAAAAGUUGUACGUAAGAAUGCUAAUGUCAUGUCGUCAUGUUUAUAAGAGGUUUUUCUCUGUGUUGCAUUAAUCCAUGAGUUUUUAUGUAUUGUUCGAAAAUUAUUGAUGGCGGUCACUGUUGAUGUAUGGAUGUAACUUAAAAACUUUUGAUAUAUAUUGUAGUGAAAAGAGGGUGUUAAAUAUAAAGUAUAUAUAUAGUCUGUUGUAGGUAGGAGGGAGACUUGAAUCGGCGAUGUCACAAUCAAAUCAAUAGAAUGUUGAACCGAUUUGUCCAUCAUGUCCUCCAGCUAAAGAUUGUAGCUCAUUAUGGAUGAACGUCUCUUCUGCAUUUCUAACAUCCGAAGUCCUCUUUGUCCAAAGCAUAUCUGUGGUGUUGCACAGCGAGUGACUGACUCUGGAAGUCUUGAAUGUCAGAUUCUGAAACAUUUUUCUAUGUUUAUACAGUUUAUUUUCAUACACAUCACCAUCUGCCAACAUUUAUAGAUUUAGUAACAGGUGUUCAAAGUUUUUUUUUUUUUUUACUGGGGCACAGAUGAUUUAUCAGUUUGGUUGGAGGUCUGGAUUUGUCUUUUUCAGUUUUCACUCAAAGCCCCCACAGGUGUUUGGACUUGGGGGCUCACUCUGACCUCACUAGACUAAUAAUUAAAGAGCCUUGGUGCUUGUUAUGCAGUGUCCCACCUCACUGUGCUGUUGCCAUAUUCUACAUGUCACAUUCUACCACAAUAAUGCUGUAAGGUCUAUUUUACUUUGAUAAUGUACCGGGGAACUCUUUGUAGUCACUCUUCAAACACAGUUUGUUAGCAGAGUCCUUCACAGCUCACUUUUUCACUACUUACCUGUCAUUUUUGUUUUUUCCAUUCUGAAUAUUUCUUUUGCUACUUUUGUAUCCCAGAGGAAAAGAAAAAACUAUAUUUUAACUCUGUUAGAAUGUACGUUCAAGUUUAUAACCAAAAUGAGAGCAACAUAUACAUUAUAUGAUUCAUUAGAGAUUUACCAGUAGGUUUACACACUGCACUUUGUUCUACAGCUGAUCGUUUUUCCCCUAAAAACAAGGUCUAUUGUCUGUCGACUGGGGUUUAUAAGUGUUCACUCCUCCUCACAAGUUAUUUUUCUAAGAAGAUUGUAGUGGGCGAGAUUUAAAAAAAAGUGACCAAAUAACUUGAAUGGAAUGGACUGUCUGUAGGCGUCUCAAAUGGGUUUAUCGCACCAGCCUUCUACUGCUGAUCAGAAUGUCAAACUGCUUUUUUUCUAAGUCCAUCAGCAGAACAGCAGGUGCUUCUCCUGUCAUUCCUGAGCUUGGCGAAGGUCUGAAAUGUGGACUUGUGUGUUCGGAGCAGCACACUUCAUAUCAUACCUUCAGUACAGCACUGUUUGUAUUACUAAACAGGUUUUGAGAAUUUACUUUUCAUGGGGGGGGAUAAAGAUUUUAAAAGUUCACCUGUUUACUUUUUGCCAGCCUGUCUGUAGCAAAUGAGGGCAAAGCACUGUAUUGUCAUUCUGCUUGUAAUAAAGAAAGAGUGAAAACAUU